AUGGUCCUUGGCCGGCUACUGCUCCUGCUGAUGGCUCUGUCCCCGGGCACGGCGGGCACCAAGGACUGCUACUUCUGCGAGGUGACGGACUCGCGGUACUGCCCCGGCACCCACAUGACCUGCGGGGAAGAGGAGGACUGCUUCACCGGCUUCGGGGUCGCCCCCGGGGUGGGCGCCAUCACCAACAAGGGCUGCGUGCGCGUCACCUCCUGCGGCCACGAGCAGCCCGUCAGCUACAUGGGCGUCACCUACACCCUCGUCACCACCUGCUGCGUUGGCAACCUGUGCAACACGGCCUCGCGGCCCACGGGCGUGCGGAUGGCGGGGGCCGCCACCGGCCUGGCGCUGGGCUGGCUGCUGCUGCUGCAGUGA
This is a messenger RNA of Choloepus didactylus (southern two-toed sloth), 372 nucleotides long. It is a transcript of the gene SPACA4, whose product is annotated as sperm acrosome associated 4. The coding region runs from base 1 to 372 and encodes 123 amino acids. The record is from RefSeq and is a predicted model, not a curated record. The transcript has a single exon. Lineage: Eukaryota; Metazoa; Chordata; Mammalia; Pilosa; Megalonychidae.